AUGGAGGCCAGAUCCAUAGUCAUUGGUGUGGAGGGGAUGACGUGCAGCUCCUGCGUUCAGGCCAUCGAGCAGCACGUUGGGAAGAUGAAUGGGAUCCACAACGUUGAAGUAUCUCUGGAGGAUAAGAAUGCAGUCAUCAUUUAUGACUCAAAGCUGCAGACUCCAGCGGCGCUGCGGGAAGCAAUAUACGACAUGGGGUUUGAUGCUACCUUAGCUGGGGCAAACCCACAACCUGUUCUACCUGACACUGUUUUUCUUACAAUCCCCACUCAGUCAGCUCUAACAUCUAAACAGAUUUGUCAUGUGCUACUGAAAAAUAAAGGCAUCGUGGAUGUUAAAAUAUCCUCUGAUCAAAAAACUGCAGUGGUGACGUUCAUUCCUGCCCUGAUCAAUGGCCAGCAGAUCAGCCAGAUGGUCCCAGGAGUAGAUCUGAAUGUCUCUGUGCCAGAUACAACACCUGGAACCUGUGAAGAUUCCAGCUGGUCUCAAGCAAGUAGUGUUGUGCUGCGUGUGAAAGUAGCAGGGAUGACCUGCCAUUCCUGCACCAGCACCAUUGAGGGGAAGCUUGGCAAGCUGCAAGGAAUUCAGCGGGUUAGAGUGUCCCUGGACAAUCAGGAAGCUGUUGUUGUCUACCAGCCUCAUCUAAUUACAGCAGAAGAAAUAAAACAUCAGAUUGAUGCUGCAGGUUUCACAGCAUCUUUCAAAAAGCAGCCCAGAGCCCUCAGGCUCAGUGCUGUUGACCUGGAAAGGUUGAGGAACACUCAGACCAAAGGCUCCAAGGCAGCACCAAAGGAGAACUCCACCAUGACUGAUCCAAAGACAGUUGUUUUCAGAAUUGAUGGGAUGCACUGCAGCUCGUGUGUCCUCAACAUCCAGAGUACCCUAUCAGCACUCCCUUCGGUAACCAGUGUCCUUGUGUCAUUAGAGAAGAAAUCUGCUGUUAUAAACUAUAACCCAAACUUAAUCAGCGUGGAGGUGCUGAGGAAAGCCAUAGAGGCAGUGUCUCCAGAGACCUUCAAAGUCAGCCUCCCUGACCAGUGUGGAAACGUGGCACUUUUCCCCACGCUGGCCUCUCCCCUGAAGCCUCCUCAUCCAGCUCUGAAGGAUGCUGGCCAGCCUCUUACUCAAGUCGUGGUGAUGAAUAUUGAGGGAAUGACCUGCAACUCUUGUGUGCAGUCCAUUGAGGGAGUCCUGUCCCAAAAGGCAGGGGUGAAAUCAGUUCGUGUCUCUCUCACAAACAGUAGUGGGACUAUAGAAUACGACCCUCUGCAGACCUGCCCAGAAGACUUGCUGUCCUCCGUAGAGGAUAUGGGAUUUGAUGCAUCUUUACCAGCACAGGCAGAAGUACCUGGAGCACAGCUGGAAGCUCCCAAGGCCCAGCCUCCCCCCAAAGGGUCCCCAGCCCCCCUGGGCAGAGCAGAGGCAAAGGCUGUGUCCAAGUGCUACGUCCAGGUCACGGGGAUGACGUGUGCCUCCUGCGUAGCCAACAUUGAGAGGAACCUGAGAAGAGAAGAUGGAAUUCACUCCAUACUUGUUGCCCUCAUGGCUGGGAAGGCAGAAGUGAGGUACAAUCCUGCUGUCACCCACCCUUCGGCCAUCGCCGAGCUCAUCCGGGAGCUGGGCUUCGGGGCGGCCGUGCUGGAGAGCUGUGGGGAAGGAGAUGGAGUCCUGGAACUUGUUGUGAGAGGAAUGACAUGUGCUUCUUGUGUACACAAAAUAGAGUCCACGCUCAUGAAGACUAAUGGUGUUUUAUACUGCUCAGUAGCUCUUGCCACCAACAAAGCACACAUUAAAUAUGAUCCUGAGAUCAUAGGCCCUCGAGAUGUUAUACAGGUGAUAAAGGAUUUAGGUUUCACUACUUCAUUAGUCAAAAAAGAUAGAUCUGCUAGUCAUCUAGAUCACAAACAGGAAAUAAGGCAGUGGAAAAGGUCUUUUGUCGUGAGUCUCGUUUUCUGUAUCCCUGUCAUGGGGCUGAUGAUUUACAUGAUGGUGAUGGACAGUCAGCUCUCAGAUGCUCACACACAUCACAACAUGAGCAGUGAGGAGAUGGAGGCCCUUCACUCCUCUAUGUUCCUGGAAUACCAGCUCCUACCAGGACUGUCUGUUAUGAACUUCCUGUCAUUUUUACUCUGUGUCCCUGUACAGGGUAAAACCUCAGAAGCACUGGCAAGACUAAUUUCAUUACAAGCUACUGAAGCUACUAUUGUUACCUUGGGCCCUGAUAACGUUCUUUUAAGUGAAGAGCAGGUUGAUGUGGAACUGGUUCAACGAGGUGACAUUGUCAAAGUGAUCCCAGGAGGCAAAUUCCCAGUGGAUGGUCGUGUGAUUGAAGGACACUCUAUGGUAGAUGAAUCUCUCAUCACAGGGGAAGCAAUGCCUGUGACUAAAAAGCCUGGCAAUACAGUCAUUGCAGGCUCCAUUAACCAGAAUGGAUCCCUGCUGAUCUCAGCAACCCACGUCGGAGCUGAUACG
Molecule: messenger RNA, 2472 nt
Organism: Merops nubicus (carmine bee-eater)
Lineage: Eukaryota; Metazoa; Chordata; Aves; Coraciiformes; Meropidae
Product: copper-transporting ATPase 1-like
Exons: 11
Biological process (GO): copper ion homeostasis
Cellular component (GO): membrane
Molecular function (GO): copper ion binding; P-type divalent copper transporter activity
Source: RefSeq, a predicted model, not a curated record